AUAAGAUACGAGGUGUAGAACACGCUGUAUUUAACGUUUAGUACUAAAUGAACUUUACUUGAUAAUAGAAUAUUCAAGGGCAUGCCAACGAAUAAUCAAUAGAUUACUUAAUCCAACCACACGACACAGUUCAUUGUAUUAUUUCAGGAUGGUGCUCUCAAUGGAACGUUGGAAAAAUAAGGUCGCUGUUGUUACCGGAGCCAGUGCCGGCAUUGGAUCGUCAAUUGUCGAAAAACUACUCGAAUUGGGUCUUAUUGUCGUCGGACUGGCACGUCGCAAGGAAAAAAUUCAAGCACUGAGUACGAACAAAAAUUUGCACGCUAUUCAAUGCGAUAUUACUAAAGAGAGCGACAUACUAAAAGCGUUCGCAUGGGCCGAGGAGAAUUUGGGCCCCAUUCACAUUUUGGUAAACAACGCGGGCGUGGGGCGUGUUACCAAUUUAAUAGAUGGCAAAACAGAAUUUUGGAAGGAUGUAUUUGACACCAACGUGAUGGGGUUGUGCAUAGCAACUAGGGAGGCGGUGAAGUCGAUGCGCAAAAAUAAGGUGGACGGUCACGUAGUCCACAUCAGCAGCAUUUUUGGACAUAAAGUGGUUCCUUUUGAAAAUCUAAACGUGCUGUGCGCAUCGAAACACGCCAUAACGGCGUUAACGGAAACCUUGCGACAGGAACUAAUCGCAAUCGGUAGCAAAAUAAAGAUAUCGUGCGUAAGUCCAGGAAUUACUAAAACCGAGGCGAUUGAAGCGGCUUGUUUAGCGAGUGGACCAUCAGAAGCCACCACAAGGUACAAGGAGGGUACCAAAGGGGCCCCGGCCCUUAAUCCUUCUGAUGUGGCAGAUGCUGUGGUUUACAUCUUAUCAACACCCCCUCACGUUCAGAUUCACGAUCUUUGGAUUAAGCCAGUUGGAGAAAGCUUUUAAGUAGGCAUAGGAACAGUAAUGGAGAAGCCUUUAACAUCGGUCAGUUGCUUAAGAUUUUUACACAUGUACUUUUAUCAUACUUAGUAAAAGUUCCUGAAAUUCG
Molecule: messenger RNA, 1022 nt
Organism: Photinus pyralis (common eastern firefly)
Lineage: Eukaryota; Metazoa; Arthropoda; Insecta; Coleoptera; Lampyridae
Product: farnesol dehydrogenase-like
Exons: 4
Coding region: 149-919 (256 amino acids)
Source: RefSeq, a predicted model, not a curated record